AUGGCACUGCACUGCCAGAGCACUCCGGCCCAGCGCCUCCGCUUGGCCCAAGCGGAUGACGCGCUCGACGAUAUACGACGCUACCGGCGAAUCAUCACUGGUAUCAAGGAGUUCAAUCGGCUCAAUAUCAGCGGGACUGGGCAGCGUACCACAGGGAAGGUGCGGUCGGUCUACUCGACUUUCCAGAGCAAGAUCGAUCGCGCCGCGGAACGUUACCGUGCCGCUCGUACAGCGCUUCUCGCACUCGACCACACUGGCGGCUGGCAAGAGCGGCUCAAAGAGCUUCGCGGGGAGGAUAUUCGAGGUCCAGGACGCCCAGACGACGAAGACCCGACAGGUGAUGGUCGUUUCAUUGUGUCGUGGAUAUGGCUUGUGCCUCGGGUGUCGGGCGAGUCUCCUGUCGGUUGUGAAGACAUCAACGUCACAGAAGUCCUCGACAACAUGAAGUACGAAUGGUCUCGCAGCAAGGCACGGGCCGAGCGAUGGACGGAAGAGGUUGCGCUACUGGAGGAGGAGAUGCGGCGGAUUGUGGAGUUCUUCGAGUGGAAAGCUCGGUGGUGGCGAGAGCAGGCUACACGCCGAGGCGACGUGAGCGCGGAGCUGGCAACGGGGCUCGCCAUUUACGCAGAGAAGCAGGCAUGCGUCUUUGAAGGGCUGGCUAUGCGGUGCGUUACUUCAUGGCUACCAUACAUGGGGAAUCGCCCGGGCAAGGACGUCCCGUUGUGGCUUCAGCAGCGCGCACCGCAAAUUCAAGGCGACUCAUCAAAUGCCGAGACGACGCGGAUGGGGCUCGAUGAGGAUGCAGCGUGGUUGGAGUCGUCUGCAGAUGAGUCCUAA
Messenger RNA from Epithele typhae, 837 nucleotides. RefSeq lists its product as uncharacterized. The record is from RefSeq and is a predicted model, not a curated record. Bases 1 to 837 code for a protein of 278 amino acids. The transcript has 2 exons. NCBI's taxonomy places the organism in Eukaryota, Fungi, Basidiomycota, Agaricomycetes, Polyporales, Epitheliaceae.